AUGGUAAAGAAAAUUUAUACAAAUUCUAACAAAACUAUUAAAAAAAGUAGUGUUGAAGAAGAUAAUGAUAAAGAUUCUUUAAAAGAACAUGAACUUAAUCUAAGAGAAAGAGAAGCAAAAAUUCAUGAAAUGGAGUCAUUAAUUACUAAAAAGGAACAUGAUCUAAAAUCUACAAAAUAG
Funneliformis caledonium is the source of this 180-nucleotide messenger RNA. The record is from the annotation of a GenBank genome assembly. Lineage: Eukaryota; Fungi; Glomeromycota; Glomeromycetes; Glomerales; Glomeraceae.